UCAUCGCAGACCGAGAGGAAGGCAAAGAGGCGCGCACAGCCACUCAGAGGCGGCGAGCGAGAGGGACCCGGGAAGGCAUUGGCGGAGAAAUCGCAGUCGGGAGAGCAUCACCAACCAGAGGUGGUCUUUCCACCUAUUUCCCAAUAUCAUCCAAAUCUGAAAAAAGGCGAGAAAAGAGCACUGGAGAGGCGGCGAGGAGAAAGAGAGAGGAAGCGAGCGAGCGGGAGAGCAACGCAGCCAGGCUAUCUAGAUCGCCGAGCCCUCAAAGUGCUGGGGAAAUCACUCGGCUUGUGGAGAAGGGAUGCUAUGAUUUUUAUUUUUUACCUGGGUUUCGCAGCCGUGAAAUCUCCAGAUCUGAUCCUCGCCUCUCACUCGUUUUCUCUUUUUGAGGGGGAGGAAAUGAAAGAAUAAAGAUCUUUCGAAGAAACUCCUGGCACCAAAGACCUUAAGGGACUGAGAAGACCAGCUCUGGCCAAAAGAGGCUGGACAGCCCCAAACUGAAGAGCAGGCAAAAGGAGAGAGGCAGAAGAGGCAGUGUGAGAACUGGGCAGAUUAUCUGAAAGGAUUCUAUUUUUGACUGAACACGCUGCUCGCCACUUCUUCAUCCAUUUGCACCCAUUAAGGACUAUUUUGCUGUGACUGUGUCCAUCUCAAAAGGCACUUCUACACAGAUUGGAAGCCAACUAGUAGGCUGCGUUUUAAUGAAGGAACCUCCGAGCUGCUAACAAUCACACAAACGGGAGGCGUAAGACCUUCGAGGCGAGCGAUGCCGUUGUCAUGGAAACUCACCCUGCUUCUGUCACUCACCAGCUGUCUUACAGGAUACUCCAAAGCUGUUCCAGGAAUCCCUACUUCAUAUGCUGCUGUCUUAAGGCUCAAGUCUGCCAGCUCGUCAUACUCCUCAUCGGCCAUUAACUCGAAGAGCAGGCAACGAUCAAGCAGCCCUGCUUUGGGAAGCAUCUCUUCGCCAAGCUGGCAAGGGGCACCACAACAUUAUCACUCGCCGACAAACCUCUAUCACUUUGCAGAGGCCUUCAAGCAUGAUGAGAGUGUCGAUUAUGGGCCGGUGUUUAUACAAGAGCCUGACAAUGUAAUUUUCCCCAUGGAUUCAGAUGAGAAGAAAGUAUCCCUCACCUGUCAAGCACGAGGGAACCCAGCGCCAACCUACAGAUGGCUCCGGAAUGGAACGGAGAUAGACACCGAAAGUGAUUACCGGUACAGCGUGAUAGAAGGGAGCAUUAUCAUCAAUAACCCCAGCGAAACAAAAGAUUCUGGGCAGUAUCAGUGCUUUACCACCAACAUGUUUGGCAGCAUAUUGAGCAGAGAAGCUACACUUCAGUUUGCAUAUCUGGGGAAUUUCAGUGGUCGGACGAGAAGUGCUGUGUCAGUGCGGGAAGGUCAAGGCGUUGUUCUGAUGUGCUCCCCACCGCUCCAUUCACCAGAGAUCAUCUACAGCUGGGUAUUUAAUGAAUUCCCCUCCUUUGUGGCAGAAGACAGCCGGCGCUUUAUCUCCCAGGAAACGGGCAAUCUCUACAUUUCCAAAGUACAGCCCUCGGAUGUAGGCAGCUAUAUCUGCCUGGUGAAGAACACGGUGACCAAUGCGAGAGUGCUUAGCCCACCCACACCGCUAACACUUCGAACUGACGGUGUGAUGGGGGAAUAUGAGCCGAAAAUUGAAGUCCAUUUUCCAUACACAGUUACAGCUGCUAAGGGAUCUACUGUUAAGAUGGAGUGCUUUGCACUUGGCAACCCAGUUCCAACAAUCUCAUGGAGGAAAGUGAAUGGCCCCAAUCCAAGCAAAGCCCGCCUGCGGAAGUCCCAGGCGGUUCUUGAAAUUCCAAAUGUGCAGCUGGAAGAUGCAGGGACAUAUGAAUGUAAGGCCGAAAACUCACGUGGAAGGAAUGUCUUCAGAGGACAGCUGCAAGUAUACACAUACCCACAUUGGGUGGAGAGGCUUAAUGAUACCCAGUUAGACAGUGGAGAUCAGCUCCGAUGGGAAUGCAAAGCUACUGGAAAGCCAAGACCCACCUAUCGAUGGCUGAAAAAUGGAACACCUCUCUGGCCAGAGAGCAGGAUUGAGAUGGUUAAUGGUGUACUGCUGAUCCACAGUGUCAAUCAGUCUGAUGCUGGAAUGUACCAGUGCGUAGCCGAAAACAAGCACGGAGCCGUUUACACCAGCGCCGAGUUGAGGAUUUUGGCUUUGGCUCCAACUUUCCCCCCAAGCCAACUGAAGAAAACAAUCAUUAUAACCAGGGGCCAAGAAGUUGCCGUCGAGUGCAAACCACAAGCCUCCCCCAAACCCGCCAUCUCAUGGAAGAAAGGAGACAAAGCAGUGAGAGAGAAUAAAAGGAUAACUGUUCUUCCAGAUGGGAGCCUCAGAAUCCUGAAUUCCACCAAAUCCGAUGAGGGAAGAUAUGUAUGCCGAGGUGAAAAUGUAUUUGGUUCUGCAGAAAUAGUUGCUUCAGUGUUUGUUAAAGAGCCUACCAAGAUAGACCUGUCUCCUAAAAGGACCGAGCUGACAGUGGGAGAGAGCAUUGUCCUCAGCUGCAAAGCCAUUCAUGACCCCACCUUAGAUGUCAUGUUCCACUGGAUUCUGAAUGGGCAGCCUAUCGAUUUUGAGAAAGAAGGAGGACACUUUGAAAGCAUCAGGGCGCAAGCGUCCUCUGCAGAUUUAAUGAUCAGGAACAUUCUUCUGAUGCAUGCUGGGAGAUAUGGCUGCAGGGUACAGACCACAGCAGACAGUAUAUCAGAUGAGGCAGAACUUCUUGUGAGGGGUCCACCUGGGCCUCCAGGGAUUGUGAUUGUUGAGGAGAUCACGGAGACCACGGCAACACUUUCAUGGACACCGGGGGCGGACAACCACAGUCCUAUCACCUCCUACAAUCUUCAAGCACGGAGUCCAUUUUCACUUGGUUGGCAGACAGUGAAAACAGUUCCAGAAAACAUCAGCGGUGACAUGGAGUCUGCCAUGGCUGUCGAGCUGAACCCGUGGGUGGAAUAUGAAUUUAGAGUUGUCGCAACCAACAAAAUUGGGACUGGAGAUCCAAGCGCCCCCUCUCGAGUGAUCCGGACCAAGGAAGCAGUUCCAAAGACAGCUCCUGCUAAUGUAAGUGGCAGAAGUGGAAGAAGGCAUGAAUUAGUAAUAGCAUGGGAGCCAGUUUCUGAAGAGUUCCAGAAUGGAGAAAGCUUUGGGUACAUAGUAGCCUUCCGGCCCAACGGGACAAGAGGCUGGAAGGAAAAAAUGGUAACCUCUUCCGACGCUUCCAAGUUCAUCUACAGAGACGAGAGUGUGCCUCCCCUGACUCCAUUCGAAGUGAAAGUUGGCGCUUACAACAACAAAGGAGAUGGGCCAUUCAGUCCUAUCGUAGUCAUUUGCUCUGCAGAGGGAGAACCCAGCGCUGCUCCAACUGAUGUCCAGGCUACAGGAUUGUCUGUUUCGGAGAUUCUCGUUGCGUGGAGACAUAGCAAAGAAAGCCUGGGAAGACCUCAGGGAUUUGAGGUUGGUUACUGGAAAGAUAUGGAACAAGAGGAAGCGGCUGAAAAGACCAGGACAGAAGGAAAUGAGUCAUCCAUCAUUCUGACAGGGCUUGAAGGCAACACAUUAUACCACCUGAGAGUGAAGGCGUACAACUCAGCAGGGUAUGGACCACCCAGCAGCGCCGUCCGUGCCACCACCAAGAAAUCUCCUCCUAGCCAAGCGCCAAGCAACAUUAUGUGGAUACAAGAUGGCUCCCACGUUUCCUUGGGAUGGGAACCUGUUAAACCUUUAGCUAAUGAAUCAGAUGUCAUGGGAUACAAGGUCUUGUUUAGGCAGGAAGGUGACAGCAACAGUCAAGUCAUUGAAACACAGAAAACAUCUGCAGUGGUGCUUCUCCCUGAUGUCGGGGUCUAUAUCAUAGAGGUCCGCGCAGUCAGUGAAGGAGGGGAUGGGAUGCCGAGCUCUCAAAUCAGGGUACCAUCUUUUUCAGGUGGAAAAGUCACAAGUUCUCAGUCAAGCCUACGUGCUUUCUCUACUUCGUCAUCGACUGUAACGUUCCUUUUGGUACUAAUGGUCCCGUCAACCUCGUGGUGAAGACAGACUGUGGACCUUUUCCUCAUUCAUCGUUCUGAUUGGUUUAGCCUGAUAACAUCACUGGAUGGAAUUCUGUAUCCAUGGAGGAAGCAGAAGGCAAAGAGCCCAAUGAUCAAAGACACGAGAAACACACAUGGUGCAACAGGAAGAGUGUUGUGGGUGGCGAAUAAUGCUAAAACAAUUCAUCAGGUUUCUUCUCUUCAGUUUCUUGUAAAUGUCCUCUAUGGGGGAGGGGAUAUUUAUUGCCCAACAGAGAAAAUAUGCAGAUUGUACGAAAUGAACUCUUGUAAGCAAAUGGAAAAAAUCUGUCCAAUUUUACUUUCCUUUUCUAAUGCGUUUCUAUAUUAGCUGACACCAGUCUUGUAUCAUGAGUAGUUUAAAUCGUGGCGUCUAGUACAGUACAUCUAUUUUGUUUGAGUUGUUAUGGGUUGGUUUUUUUAAAGAAAAAAAGUUUGAUAAAUAUUUGGAGUCUAAAUCCCCACUCCCUCUUUUCAUAAGGCUGGCUUUAUUGCUUUUUUUCCCACAUUGGAAAGACACAAUGGCAAAAGUUACAUUAUGUGGUCCCUUUUCUAAAUCAUUGUAGAAAAUGUCACCUUAAAAAUAAUAAUGAAUGAAGCCACAUCAAGUUAGCAAACUAUGGUAAUUUUUUAUUGUUUUUCUGCUCUGUUUCUAUUCUCAGGGCAUGCGAGUCACUUUUUUUCACUGCAAGGUAAUUUUCUAAGCAUUUCGGCAAGGAAUGAAACACAGCCGUAUUAUUUUUGCACCAGCUAUUGUCCACCUUAACAACAGAGAGAGAGAGAGAAUGCUUAUUUUCUAACAGCGAGAAUAUAGCUGAUAGAGAAUGCAAAUGGCAAUGAAACCAUCGCCAGGCAUUUAAUCAUAGCCUCCAGUCAUUGCUAACUGGAAGUAAACAAAAAACCCCGAAUGAAUGCAAAGAGACAGAGCUGUUAUCCUCAAACAGCUGUCAGUCUUUAGACCUUUAUUUUUGUAGUCCAUUUUUGUAUGGUACUGUACUGUCUAUAUUUGGUGAUUCAGCUGAAGGAUAUCAAGAAGCAUUUCGAGAUCAAAACAGGUGUUGCCUGGAUUUGCAGUCAAAAACGCGUACACUGUUCAAACAGGUUAAUGCCAUGUUCAAAGCAACGCUGGAAUUGAUGCUGUUAGACACUGUUUUCUAAGCAAGUGGCCUUCAGCCUCUCCAGAUCCAGGAUAUAUCUUCAAAUAUAGGACUGGGCCCAUUUUCAGUUCUUUGUCUUGCAUUUUAUUUUAGCAUUGCUUUAUCCAUUUGUCUAUCAAGUUCCUUCCUUCCUUCCUUCCUUCCUUCCUCUCCCUUCCCUCCUUCUCCAUCUUUCUGCGUCUGUCUACACUUAGUUUGUUACACCAUAUUGGUCUGACUCAUAUUAUGUAAGCUAUCGGUUCAAGUUUCGGGAGUAUUCAUCUACCAUCCCUAACAAGAGAUUUGGUUCCUUUUGCAUUUUAAUGCAGACAUACCCAACUUGCACUUCCCGAAACCAUAUGCAAACCAGAAGGCACCUCUCCUUUGAAAUUCACACCUCUGAAUUUUGCAAUGCGGUUCUGCAACAACAGCAAAAUGCGUACGAAAUAAAAAGUGUGCAAAUACAUUAUGAGAGUAUGUGCACAGAAAUGCAUGGAAAUAACAUGCAAAAAAAUGAAUUUUGUUGGGGGGGGAACUGAUUGUAAAAAGCAUAUACAUAGGCAAAUUGCAACAAAUAUAUUGGGGGAAAUGCACAUUAAAAUGCAGGCAAUUUAUUUUUUUUGUGAGGACUCUCGGGAACUGAAGUUAAAAAUGGAAAAACAAAAAGCUGAAUGUGACCCUGACUAUGGGUACUAUCCAGGCCUUUUUUCCCCAGCUGGAACUCACUGAAACUCAGUUCUGGCACCUCUCAGGUGGGCACCAUUGCCAUUAUAAGAGAAGAACGAAGGCGUUCAUGGUGAGUUCCAGCACCUCUUUUUUCCUAGAAAAAGAGCACUGGUACUAUCACAGGUCCCCAUUUCUUGAUUUAGGCUACUAUGUCCAGUCCACUUAAGGGCUAGGACCAUUGCUGCCAAUUUUAAUCCCAGAGAUUAUUUUGCAGUACCACACAUUUCCCCAUUUUUUCCAAUGCAGAGUGAAGAGGCGUGUAUUUGUGUGUGCAUGUACAUCUGGUGAAGUUCUGAAGGUCUCUCAUGACUGGAGCACCCAAGCCGAAAUACCUCUGCUCUUGUCUGUGUUAAAACGCACAUGUGGGUAUGCUCUAGGGUGGUGAAUAUAGUAGUAAUAAUAAUAAUAGUAAUUUUUUAUUUAUACCCCGCCCUUCCCGGUUGAGGAAACCAGGCUCAGGGCAGCUAACAACAAAUUUAAAACACUUAAUUGAUGCAACAAAAAACAGCAUAAAAUACAGUAUAAAAUGUGAAUAACAAUAAAUUCAGAAUUCAAAAAUCAACUUAGCGGGAAAAUCCAUCCAAUAAACAUUAGAUGAUCACCAGGGCUAGCUGGCUAAAUUAGUCCUAUUUGGGCCAGCGAGGAGACCAGGGGAGAAUUAGCUGUAGGAUCCCAGAGCAGGUAAUCUUCAUAAAAAGAUGAGGGGGAGAGAAGGAAGGGGAAUAAAAGAUCAGGCUAAGUUCAACUUGAAAGCCAGGCGGAAUACCUCUGUCUUACAGGCCCUGCGGAAGGAAGUUAAAUCCUGCAGGGCCCUGGUCUCAUGGGACAGAGCAUUCCACCAGGUCGGAGCCAUCACUGAGAAGGCCCUGGCCCUGGUGGAGGAUAAUCUGACUUCCUUAGGGACCGGGACCUCUAAACUAUGAUUAUUCAUGGACCUUAAGGUCCUCUGUGGGGCAUACCAGGAGAUGUGGUCCCAUAAAUACGAGGGCCCUAAGCCACAAAGGCAAGGAAGCAACUUUUAAGUUAUAUACGCUUGAAGGAAUCAUGCUGACAGCGCAAGUCAGUAUAUAGCCUGAGACUGUCAUAUUUAGUCAUGGAAUUUUGGGCAACUGCCAGCCCUAGAUUCUUUGGAGAGGAAACAUGUAUGGAAUCCAGGGAUUUCUGUUUAUUUUGCUUUCUUUGGGGUAUGUCCCACAUAGGCUGGUGCCGCUGUUUUUAAAAGGACAGAUAGAAAGUCAGGUCACAUCCACACUGUAUAUUUAAAGCAUGUGGCUUCCCCCCCAAAGAAUCCUGGGGACAGAAGGCUGCUAAGAGUGCUGGGAAUUGUAGCUCUGAGAAGGAACUAGUUUCCAGAAUUCUUGGGGGGGAGUGAUGUGCUUUAAGUGCGCUUUAAAUGUAUGGUGCAGAUGUGAUGUCAGGCAAAGUAAGAUAAGUGUGCAGUGUCAGGUGGGUGUUUUGCUACAUUCUAUUACCACCCACCUUGGAAAAUAAAUGGAAGAGCAGUGUGGUGUAGUGGUUAAGAGCGGUAGAUUCAUAAUCUAGGGAACCGGCUUCGCAUCUCCGCUCCUCCACAUGCAGCUGCUGGGUGACCUUGGGCUAGUCACACUUCUUUGAAGUCUCUCAGCCCCACUCACCUCACAGAGUGUUUGUUGUGGGGGAGGAAGGGAAAGGAGAAUGUUAGCACACUUUGAGACUCCUUCGGGUAGUGAUAAAGCGGGAUAUCAAAUCCAAACUCUUCUUCUUCAUUCUGCCACCUCCCGAUUUCGUCUUUCGAUGCAUAAUGCUCCCUUAGAAAGGAGGGGAAGAAGGACUUCUACACCACUGCGACACUGAGACAAUGGUUAGAAUGAGCACUGCGGGUUUUAGAGGCAAGAUAAAGACUUCCUCAGAGCCCUUUCUUAACAAUAUAAACCUCUAAGUCUAAAAAGCAGCAAUUAAUGAAUCAAUUGAAGGACAUGCUGAAAGAUGCCUGGGUGGGGCGGGAGGAGGAGGAAGCAGCUGCCUCUGGUGGUGAGCAAAGAGAGAGAAUGUAAUUCUAGAGUGAUAAAAAAGGAAGGUCCAUAACUUUAAAGCAGAAAAUUAAGAGUGCAAUUGCUACAAACCUAUUCGGGAAAGAUGAACCAGGUCUUUCCAUUUUAAAAAGUUGCUUUGAGUUGCCUGGGGCAAGAAGAAGCAACGAAUAAAUUUAAUAAAUAAGAAGAAGAACCAGCUAUGGAAAGUGUCAUUCUUUGCUAUGCACCACCAAAAGCAUAUUAGCAUAGAAUUUGUAUUGCUAAUUGUGAAUGCAAUUUUUUAUUUAUUGCUAUUUUUUUAUUUAUUGCUGUUGUUUUACAGCAUUUAUACCCUACCCUUUAGGCAAUGGCUUACAAAAAUCAAUAAGAAUGUAACCUUGCAUAAGAUAGGAAGGAACAUUUCAUUUAGAAAUCAUGACUAUAACUUUCAAGAGAAAUGAAAGGCUUCUUGUUUUGCUUGUGUGCCUGCUUAGCCUAGUGUUCGGGGUGAACAUCUGGUGAGUGACUUCGAGGCCCAUCUGCCCUUUCUCCUUACAGUUCUGAAUCAUUAAAUAGGAAUUUGACAGUCCUUCAAACAGAACUGACAACCCUUCGGAUAGAGGCCUGGGCUCUGUAAAGUAGGACACACAGCCACUCCAGCCACUCAUAUGCAUGUAGCAAAUUGACAUUCCGCAGUCAGGAACUGGCGUUGGCAACAAAUGAUCUCUGAAAUGCAGCUUAAAACAUCUUAAAAUGCCAGAAUAUUACCUGAUGGCUCUGGGCCCUAUCACACCGUGUAGUGACAGUGUCUAAUGAGAAAGCUUCCUGGCCCAACCACAGCUCUGAUCCAGUUAUCCCUGCUAGCUCCACAAAUAAGUUCAGUAGACAGACUAAUCCAGGGUUUCCCAGACUUGGGUCUCCAGCUGUUUUUGAACUGCAACUCCCAUCAUCCCAGUGGUCAGGGCUAAUGGGAACUGUAGUCCAAAAACAACUUGGAGACCCAAGUUUGGAAAACCCAUCCUGCAGUACACAGAGGUGACUGGGCCUUGGUACAAUCCUGAUGAACUUUUCAGAUUCACACUGGAGCCUUGAGUCCAACCUACACACAAUGCUCAUCCCAACAUUGACUGGUCCCUCUCUGCCCCCACCAACAUAAAGCAGACGGAGGAUCCUAUCAAUGUCAGGAGAAGCACAGAUUGGCGCAGAAACUCAUGACGUCAUCAGAAGAAUCUUGAAUAAACACUCCUCAAUGAAUUGGGUUUGGGGUGUCUUUGUCACCUCAUUGAUGAAGGAAUGCUGAAAUUAUGUAGACCAGGGAGUGGGUUGCUCCCAAUGCUAUAUGCAACAGGAAUCCUGUAUGCUAACAUUCUUCUUCUUCUUUUGGAUCAUAAACAAUGACUGUAACUCAACAAAGGAGAAUGACAUAUAAAGCACAGCUUUCCAAACGCAGUCCACAGAACGUAAGAGUUCCUUAUAGGCAUGUUCUGGAAUCCCAUAAUAACCUGCAGUGGGAUCUCUGCAUGUUUGCAAGCUUGCAGCACAUCUCACGCGACCAAUAGGCUUUUCUGAUAUAUGUCCCCAGUAAGGUCCAGGAGAUUGUGCCAUAGAUCUGAAUGGCCAAGCUUUAGUUAGCUGCACCAAAGCCCAACAUCCCAUUGACAAAUUACAUUGCAGGGUUGCAAAGGGGUAUGUUUUCUUUCUAGCCUGUGCAGAACAUUGUAUGUUGCAUCUUCAACCUAUUAAUAAACAUGUUUUAAAUGUUUGCCACCUCCUUUGUAGAAGAUGACAUUUCCAUCUUACGACACCUAUUUCUGGAUGUUAUUCUUUUGUUUGAAGGGGUUGGGGGUCUUUGGCUGUUUUGCUGCAAAAAGAGGUUUGUCAGUUUGAUUUCUUUUUUUCUGUUUCCUUUGGAUGAGAUUGUAACAGAGCAGUCCAACUUAACUGGGAAGACUGUAUUUUUGUAUAACGUCAUGAUAAUUUUGAAAAAUGAUCGGAGGAGGAGAAAAAAAAAGAACUUUGUUCAGAAACCGAAACAAAGUCCCGUCUCAAAAAUGUUAGAUAUCUUGUAUACAGCGUGUAUAUAUUUACUAUAUAUAAUGGUAUAUACUAUGUGAAAGACACAGUCAAAUACUGGUUCCUGUGUACUGUUCUUGUAACAUUAGAUCUUUUUAAUAAAUUAUUCUCUUUUUAUUGAC
Molecule: messenger RNA, 10137 nt
Organism: Podarcis raffonei (Aeolian wall lizard)
Lineage: Eukaryota; Metazoa; Chordata; Lepidosauria; Squamata; Lacertidae
Gene: CNTN5
Product: contactin 5
Exons: 25
Coding region: 767-4072 (1101 amino acids)
Biological process (GO): brain development; cell-cell adhesion
Molecular function (GO): cell-cell adhesion mediator activity
Source: RefSeq, a predicted model, not a curated record